CCGCAGUCGGGCCUCGGUCGCCACGGUAACGCGCGCGGGCAGGUGUCCGACCAUGAGCGUCCGGGUCGCGCGGGUAGCGUGGGCCCGGGGCUUGGGCGCCAGCUACCGCCGCGGCGCCUCGACCUUCCCGGUGCCUCCGCCGGGAGCCCAGGGUGUAGCGGAGCUGCUGAGAGAUGCGACCGGGGCGGAGGAGGAGCCCUGGGCGGCGACGGAGCGGGGAAUGCCGGGCCAGUGCUCCGUGCUGCUCUUCCCGGGCCAGGGCAGCCAGGUGGUGGGCAUGGGCCGCGGUCUGCUCAACUACCCGCGCGUCCGCGAACUCUACGCCGCCGCCCGCCGCGUGCUGGGCUAUGACCUACUGGAGCUGAGCCUGCACGGGCCGCAGGAGACCCUGGACCGCACCGUGCACUGCCAGCCCGCGAUCUUCGUGGCAUCGCUGGCCGCUGUCGAGAAACUACAUCACCUGCAGCCCUCGGUGAUUGAGAACUGUGUUGCUGCUGCUGGAUUCAGUGUGGGAGAGUUUGCAGCCCUAGUGUUUGCUGGAGCCAUGGAAUUUGCUGAAGGUUUGUAUGCCGUGAAAAUCCGAGCUGAGGCCAUGCAGGAAGCUUCAGAAGCUGUCCCCAGUGGGAUGCUGUCUGUCCUCGGCCAGCCUCAGUCCAAGUUCAACUUUGCCUGUUUGGAAGCCCGGGAACACUGCAAGUCUUUAGGCAUGGAGAACCCCGUAUGUGAAGUGUCCAACUACCUCUUUCCAGAUUGCAGGGUGAUUUCAGGACACCAAGAGGCUCUACGGUUUCUCCAGAAGAAUUCCUCUAAGUUUCAUUUCAGACGCACCAGGAUGUUGCCGGUUAGUGGUGCAUUCCACACCCGCCUCAUGGAGCCGGCCGUGGAGCCCCUGACGCAAGUUUUAAAGGCAAUCGACAUUAAGAAGCCUCUGGUUUCUGUCUACUCCAACGUCCACGGGCAUAGAUACAUGCAUCCCGGGCACAUCCAGAAGCUGCUGGCCCAGCAGCUGGUCUCCCCGGUGAAGUGGGAGCAGACGAUGCAUGCCAUAUACGAAAGGAAAAAGGGCAGGGGGUUCCCCCAAACUUUCGAAGUAGGCCCUGGCAGGCAGCUGGGAGCCAUCCUGAAGAGCUGUAACAUGCAGGCCUGGAAGUCCUACAGCGCCGUGGAUGUGCUGCAGACCCUCGAACAUGUGGACCUGGACCCUGAGGAGCCCCCGAGAUGACUGCAGGGGCCUCAAAUGGGAUGACCCCCUCUGUCCUCCUGAGGAGAGGCUGUAGGCUGUGCCUGCCACACCCUCCCUUCCUAAUGGCUCCUCCUCUGAGGAGUGAAAGGGAUUUGUUUGCAAUGUGCUUUGAAGGCCACAUAAAAAGCCCUAACAAUAAGUAUUUCUUUACAUGACCCAGUCCAUUUCCCCCCCUUGGAAAAACGUUUGGAUGUUGGGAAGAAUGAUGCCACAGGGCUGGUGUGUGGCGAAGCUGGAAGCCCGGCCCCGCCUCUGCCAGCCCUGCACCAUAGGUGGGUGUGCCGUCUCAGCGGGAAGGGGAGGACUGGCUGCUGCAGCCUGCCCUGCUCUGUGAGUGCUGGGAACAUGCUGGUGUGGCCUCAAGUUCGGUCACUGCCAGGGGAGCCCCUCCACCACCCCCAGCCUGCCCCCCUGGGCUCCUUUGUUACAAAUCUGAAAGGUUUUAGAACCCA
Molecule: messenger RNA, 1695 nt
Organism: Pongo pygmaeus (Bornean orangutan)
Lineage: Eukaryota; Metazoa; Chordata; Mammalia; Primates; Hominidae
Gene: MCAT
Product: malonyl-CoA-acyl carrier protein transacylase
Exons: 4
Coding region: 53-1222 (389 amino acids)
Molecular function (GO): transferase activity
Source: RefSeq, a predicted model, not a curated record